CUCUCUCUCUCUCUCUCUCUGUCAUCUUACCCCGGUAACAUGCUGUACGUGCUACAUGUGGUCUCUUAUCGCAACUUGCGCAGGCAUGGGCCCUUAUUAUCGCCUCGGUCCCGCUGAUGUCCGCGGCUCUUGCACUCAUCGAAAAGCGGAGGCCUCGAAGUGGGAACGGCUUCGCCCUGGAGGCCUACGACAACAUCUGGGACAUCCUAUCCUCUUUCGCCUACAAAGGACAUACGGUAAACACAGAGAGCUACGCUGGCCGGUUACUGCUGUCGUUCUGGUGGCUCAUGGUGCUGGUGAUCACAAACGAAUUCGCCGGUAACCUCAUGGCCAGCAUUGCCAUCAAGAGCGAGCCGCCAAGAUUCCGUUCGGUGGAAGACAUCGCGUACCAGACAUCCAUACGACCACUCAUCUGGAAGGACACAGGGUUUGAUACAUACGUGCGGGCGUCGCCAAGACCAUUGCUUCGCGCACUGACCAAGCUGGCGAUUCGCACAAGUGGAUUCGUGACCCUGUCAGAACUGUACUCCGAAUCUUCCCUGGAGCAGCUGUACAGUGGCCGCGCUGUCUUGAUCAACGACCGAGACGGGAGCAUGACCACCCUGGCCACGAAAUGUCGGCUCACCGGUGGGAGGCUGUACGUGGCUCCGGAGUACCUGUUCACGAUUUUCAGCACCGUCGCGUACUCCAAGCGGUUGCCGGCCGACCUGCAGGAGAGGAUUCAAGCAAAAAUGAGAGCCAUCAUCGAGUCUGGACUUCACCUCGAGUGGUACAACGAGGGGGUGAAGGCGUGGCACUUCUGCCAGGACAUGCAACGGUCCGGCGCGUCCAAAGCCGGCGUGCUGUCUUUCGAGGAACUGAGCUACGACGACAUGGCGGCCAUAUUCGUCCUGUGGGGCAUCAUGGUGGCCUUCUCUCUCAUCGUCUUCGUGCUAGAGAUGUGUUUUCACAAGAUGGGGACCGAGCACUACUGCAGGUUCCCACGCAUCAAGUAUCCAAGGUUUCCACACAAGUAUCCUGCACACCGCCCAGGACGCGUACUGAAGAAAGCACACUCUGUUAAUAAAUACGGCAAUUGA
This is a messenger RNA of Dermacentor andersoni, 1079 nucleotides long. RefSeq lists its product as uncharacterized. Gene Ontology annotation, cellular component: membrane. Lineage: Eukaryota; Metazoa; Arthropoda; Arachnida; Ixodida; Ixodidae. Gene Ontology annotation, molecular function: ligand-gated monoatomic ion channel activity. The record is from RefSeq and is a predicted model, not a curated record.